AUGCCUGACAAAACCAUUACUGCUGAGUUUGAGAAGCUGUUGACAGAGCACAGUUUUGACGCUGUGCUGGAGCCCCUGAGGAAGCUGGAUGAUAGAGAAAUCUCGACCAAAAUUGAGCGCAUCCGGGGCCACACCAGUUUGCCAGCUUUUGUGGCGAAUAUCAAACAACGUGGUCAGGAGUAUGCCAACUAUGUAUUUGGUGUUACUUCAGAACCCCUGGAAGAGAUUGCGGCUUUUCACCUGUGGUGUCAAGCUGAACGUACUUGUCGCCCAGCCACUCCAGAGAAAUCCCAAAGUCCAACGACCAAUGCUGAUGCCCCCUUGAGUGCGAUCAGGGCUGUCCUCACCCGUGCUACAACGGUUGAUCUGGCACCCCCGCCACCCCCACCACCAAGCGCAGCUGUGGUGCAUGAUGCAGUGGUGUCUCCAGAGCCCAAUGCAGUUCAGGAGCCAGAGAAUAUGGUGGAGGCAAUGGUGAAGGACACUAGUAGCCAUUUGAGUGCACUUGAGACUGCACGCACUGGGCUGGAAUCUAAGAUUGCCGAAGGCAAGGAUGAGGACGAAAUUCGUGUGGCCACGCAGUCAUUGGUCAAAGUUGUAAAGGAUUACAAGACUGCGGCUGGACAUGUCAAGAAAGCAAGUGCCAAACCGAAGCCAAAGGCUUCAAAGGCCAAGCAGCCCGAUCCAGUUGGCUCUGCUUGA
Messenger RNA from Durusdinium trenchii, 702 nucleotides. The record is from the annotation of a GenBank genome assembly. NCBI's taxonomy places the organism in Eukaryota, Dinophyceae, Suessiales, Symbiodiniaceae.